This is a messenger RNA of Penicillium manginii, 1140 nucleotides long. Its product is annotated as isopenicillin N synthase family dioxygenase. The record is from RefSeq and is a predicted model, not a curated record. Bases 1 to 1140 code for a protein of 379 amino acids. The transcript has 4 exons. NCBI's taxonomy places the organism in Eukaryota, Fungi, Ascomycota, Eurotiomycetes, Eurotiales, Aspergillaceae.
AUGGCAGAGAACUCAACAGAUGCCCCGGUGUCUUCCUUCACCUCGAUUCCGGUUCUGGACUAUACGCAAUCAUUAUAUCCCACGACCAAGCCGAAAUUCCUGGCGCAGUUGCGUGACGCGCUCAUCAAUGUGGGAUUUUUAUAUCUCAAAAACCCACCAGUCUCCAAUGCUGCGCAAAAUGCAUUGACUCAAAAGGGAUUCGAAUUAUUCCGCCAGCCACUUGAAAAGAAACUAGAGAUUGAGAUGGUCAACAGUCCUCACUUCCUUGGAUAUUCCAGGCUUGGGGCCGAGAUCACCGCUUUGAAGUCUGACCAUCGUGAACAAUUUGAUUUUGCUACCGAGUUACCAGCACCUGGUCCCAGUGAGCCGUUGUACAGAAAUAUCUGCGGACCUAACCAGUGGCCAGACGAAACUGCAAUCCCCGGGUUCCGUCAGGCGACAGAGAAAUAUCUAUCGGAGGUCGAUGCUUUAUCAACCUCUUUCACGGCUCUCAUUGCCGAGUCAUUAGAUCUCCCCCCUACAGCGAUGGAUGGAGUCUUUGAUAAUCCCCAGCAGCACAAAUUGAAAUUGAUCAAGUAUCCACCACCACCCAACCAGGCUAGCAACGGAGCUGGCUUUCAAGGUGUCGGUGCGCACAAAGACUCUGGAUUCCUUACAUUCCUCCUCCAAGCCACGCCACACCGUGGUCUCGAGGUGCAAAACAAAGCCGGCGAAUGGGUAUCAGCUCCUCCACUCCCGAAUACAUUCGUUGUCAAUAUUGGUCGCGCUCUUGAGGCAUUGACGGGUGGAGUUUGCACAGCGACUACGCAUCGGGUGAGCUUGCGACAGGAACACUUCAUUGGUAAUGACGGAAAGCCCCUGGGACCGCGAUACUCAUUCCCGGUCUUUCAAGGGGUGAGCAUGGAUCUCUCGGCCGAAAAUAUCACUCUAGUUGUGCCAGAUCAUAUUCGAGACUUGGUAAAGGAUGACAAGGUGAAGUCGGAUGCGGAAGCAACUUUUAACAAGAUGUUCAAAACUAGCAUCGGAGAGGGCACCCUCGUUGCGCGGGUGACGAGCCAUCAAGACGUGGGUCAACGAUGGUAUCCUAAUGUCUUAGCCGAGGCUCUUCAGGGCCAGAAGGAUUUUGUCUCCAAGCAGUGA